AUGUUCAGGCCCCCUUCUUCAGGGGCUUCGACUGACCUGGAAGUUUUCAGUCCGCUCAUAGGCACUGGCGGCGAGGCAAGCAAACCGUCACUCAUUCAAGCUAUAAGUAGCGGCACAAAGAAGUACAAGAGCAAGGAAAUAAUCCAACGAACAUUCCCACACAACUCUCCAGAAGUUGUCCGAUCACAGUUGCCCUUGAUUCUGCAUGGCCAGAGCGAGUCUGCAGUUGUUGACACGGGAGCCAAAGAGAAUGUGAUGUCAGAGAAGCUAGCUAGGAAGCUCAACUUGACCGUUCACAAACUAGGAGAAGCGACUCAUAACUUCGUCAAUGCUAUUGGUCAAAAUAUCAAAGCUAUCGGCUACGCAGAAAUUCGGUGUUCCUUGCGGGAAGAGCCUUCGCAAUUUUCAGAUACGAGAUUUUGGAUAUUUCCCAAGAUGGCUGUACCACUCGUGGUUGGCCGCAAGUUCCUUGAACAAACGAAAGGUUUGACUAAGCUCCGACAUUGCCUUCAGAAGAUCAUUCCGAGCAAAGGGCUGAAUUUGAGGGACUUACACAUAGAAUUACCCCGGUGGCGACUUAGCUGCCGAGUAGGUGACAGCACAGUAUUGGCCAAUCCAGAUACAGGCUCGGAUCUCGAUUUGAUAUCAUCGUCGUAUGUUCGACAGUCUGGAUUUCGACUCCGCAAUCUAAAAUCCAAUCGUCAGUACGUGCAAUUUGCAGAUGGCUCCCAAAAGAGGCUCUCCGGAGUCGGUUCUGUUCCAUUUGGACUUGGCUUCAGCGCCAAAGAGUAA
Molecule: messenger RNA, 792 nt
Organism: Rhinocladiella mackenziei CBS 650.93
Lineage: Eukaryota; Fungi; Ascomycota; Eurotiomycetes; Chaetothyriales; Herpotrichiellaceae
Exons: 2
Coding region: 1-792 (263 amino acids)
Source: RefSeq, a predicted model, not a curated record